AUUCGAAGAUCACCAGUGAUAGUGAUUGAUUUCACAUUUUUGGCGAGCAUUUUAUAUUUUUAACUGCAAGGGGUAGAAUACUACUAUGGGAAAGUCAAGUAAAGAUAAACGGGAUGUUUAUUACAGAUUGGCUAAAGAGGAAGGAUGGAGGGCAAGAAGUGCGUUCAAACUUUUGCAGAUAAACGAAGAUUUUAACUUGUUUGAAGGAGUGAAAAAAGUUGUAGAUUUGUGUGCAGCUCCUGGGAGUUGGAGUCAAGUGCUAGCAAGAAAGUUAAGAGGAGGUGACAGCAAAAAUGAUGAUACAAAGAUAGUUGCUGUUGACUUACAAGCAAUGGCUCCGAUCCCAGGGGUGAUCCAACUGCAAGGUGAUAUAACGAAGAAAUCAACUGCACAGGAGAUAAUUUCUCACUUCGAAGGCGAGAAGGCGGAUCUAGUGGUGUGUGAUGGGGCACCUGAUGUGACAGGUUUACACGACAUUGAUGAAUACAUUCAAGCUCAGUUACUGCUAGCUGCUUUGAACAUAACCACACAUGUGCUACGCACUGGUGGGACAUUUGUCGCAAAAAUAUUCCGAGGAAAAGACGUCACUCUGUUGUAUUCUCAGCUUAGAAUAUUUUUCCCACUUGUUUCCAUAUUCAAGCCCCGUAGUAGCAGGAACUCGAGCAUUGAGGCAUUUGUUGUGUGUCAAAAUUUUUCUCCACCAGAAGGAUAUAUUCCCAAUAUGUCAAAUCCUUUACUUGAUCACAAAUAUGAUACUGAUUACAACAACCUUGAAGGACCCAAUCGAGUAAUCGUUCCUUUUCUUGCAUGUGGAGAUUUGAGUGGAUUUGAUUCAGACCGAACUUAUCCUCUGAAUCUAGAGCCAGGAAAGGACUAUGUGUACCAUCCUCCUACUCAAACGCCAAUCAGGCCCCCAUAUGAAGAGGCUUGUCAACUUCGGAAGACAGAUCAACUGGCUAAAGUUUCAGAACAAAAAGAGGAAUUGUGUACUACCACUAAAUCUCCUGCAGACUUGCUACCAGAUUGUUUCGAUGAAGGUGUUGACACUGAUCAAUCUGAACAAGUUCUAGAAGAUUUAACAGAACUCACAAUUGGAUAAUUAUUAUUGUAUAACAUGCAGGUCACAGCAUGUUCCAGACUCUAUGAAGAAAAAAUAUACUGAAAUACAUCUGUAAAAUAUUUUUUGAGCCAAAUUUUUCAUAUUUCAUUAAAGGUCAUCUUAG
Molecule: messenger RNA, 1223 nt
Organism: Ostrea edulis (European flat oyster)
Lineage: Eukaryota; Metazoa; Mollusca; Bivalvia; Ostreida; Ostreidae
Product: putative tRNA (cytidine(32)/guanosine(34)-2'-O)-methyltransferase
Exons: 1
Coding region: 86-1099 (337 amino acids)
Biological process (GO): cytoplasmic translation; tRNA methylation
Cellular component (GO): cytoplasm
Molecular function (GO): tRNA methyltransferase activity
Source: RefSeq, a predicted model, not a curated record